AUGAUUGAAACAGUAAUUAAAUUCUAUGCCCGGACCUGGAAGUCGGGACUGUAUGGAGGAAGGGAACAUUAUCAGAGCCGAAAGCCCCUAAUUCUGUCAGUUUUCGGCUUCGGGGAUGUAGAGCAUGUGUGGGGUUUCCUGACAGCUCCUGGUGCGGCAGUCUGCGAGGUGCCCAAGGCCAAGGGAAAGACUCGGAGGCAGAAGUUCGGUUACAAUGUCAACCGAAAGCGUCUGAACCGGAAUGCUCGUCGGAAGGCAGCUCCACGGAUCGAGUGCUCUCACAUUCGACAUGCCUGGGACCACACCAAAUCCGUACGGCAGAACAUGGCGGAGAUGGGUUUGGCCAUGGACCCCAACAAGGAGGUUCCCCUCCGAAAGAGAAAGGUAAAGGGCAUGGAGGUAGACGUGGAGGAAAAACCCAAGGACCUUGUACGGAAGCCCUACGUGGUAAAUGACCUGGAAGCAGAAGCCAGGCUCCCAGAGAAGAAAGGAAAUACCUUGUCUCAUGACCUCAUUGAAUAUGUUCAUUACAUGGUGGAAAAUCAUGGGGAAGACUAUAAGGCUAUGACCCGGGAUGAAAAGAAUUACUAUCAAGAUACCCCAAAACAGAUUCGGAAUAAGAUCAAUGUCUAUAAGCGUUUUUACCCAAUAGAGUGGCAAUCCUUCGUUGAUUCUUUGCAGAAUAAGAAGAUGGAGGUUGACUGA
Messenger RNA from Chionomys nivalis (European snow vole), 705 nucleotides. RefSeq names its product nucleolar protein 16-like. Gene Ontology annotation, cellular component: nucleolus. Gene Ontology annotation, biological process: ribosomal large subunit biogenesis. NCBI's taxonomy places the organism in Eukaryota, Metazoa, Chordata, Mammalia, Rodentia, Cricetidae. The record is from RefSeq and is a predicted model, not a curated record.